Molecule: messenger RNA, 1735 nt
Organism: Ruditapes philippinarum (Manila clam)
Lineage: Eukaryota; Metazoa; Mollusca; Bivalvia; Venerida; Veneridae
Exons: 7
Coding region: 58-1389 (443 amino acids)
Source: RefSeq, a predicted model, not a curated record
GGAGAACUUGCUACACUAGACGUCAAGUUAAAAGCCAUUCAAAAUAGGCUGGACCAAAUGGCAAGUUCAGGAAACGAUUCUGUUAGAAAUCUUGUUCCUGAAGUUGUCAUGUCUGUUGAUUUAAAAAAUGUCAGUGACGACGAAGAAGAAAAAAUGUCUCAUGUUUUACAACAGUUAUUUGAAGAGGUCAUAGAUCAGGACAAUGAUUUUGUAUCCAGCAUACCACCCAAUUCGUAUGUUACACUAAGAGCAGCAGUCAAAAAAACUUUCCAGCUAUUUCAUCAAAAAGGAUGGAGAAUCACAAGAGUUACACAUGGAUGCAUACACCUGCAAAUACAAUGUAGUAAUUUUAAAUCGCUUACCGCCUUGUUUAGGGAACAUACUAACGGAGAAAUGGACAAUCAUCUUACAGAUUUAAAUGAAGCAUUAACCGAAUAUGUCAGUGGAGGACAGUCAUGCUUAGAAACUACUAUUUAUAAAGACGAGUUUUUGAAUGUUUUGGAUGAAUCAAUAUCAUCCGUCGAUAGAUAUUUAUCGGAACUCAACAUCAACUUUGAAAAGAAAAAUGAUAACGUGCAACCACUGAAGGAAGGCAGAAGGCAUACAUUAUCAUUUACAGCUCGAAAGAUAAGAUCUGAAAGAAGCGAAUCUUUCGAGGGAGACUACAACAAUGAAGUAUCAUCUUGUCUACAAUUUCUGAAAACAGAACUCGAAUCAGAAUUCAGUGGCUCGAAUUUAUUGAUUCAACCACAUUCCGAUACACAUGUAAAUCGCAAAAUGGAUGAUACGUACACCGAUGACGAGGUAGAGAAGCUGGAUGGACAGGGGAAUACCAUGCCAACGAUGAGUGAUGAUGUUAAAAUUUCCAAAUCAUGUACAGAAGAAAAAGAAAAGGAAAUCAGUUUUAAGUUUAAAGAUGAGGAAAAGAAAUAUGACAAGGCAGCGAUCAAGCGGUCUUUAGAAGAGAUUGAUCCAACGAAAGAGGCACAUGCAAAAAGAAAAUAUCAAAGUAGGGAAAAGAAGGAAAUUGCGAAACAAAUAAAUUGGAAACGUUUCUCAUUUACCGUGACGAAUCAGCUGCGAGAACCAUUUUUCAACAACAGCGUUUCCAUGGAAAUUGAAGAUGAAAACUGUCCCCUGAUUAAGUACAUGGAAAAGGCAGUUGCUGAACACAAUGGACUUAUGGAAAAAUUUACGACAUACGUCUCUGAUUUUGGAUAUAAAAUUGAAGCAAUAAAUGAUGCAAAAGCAACGCCUUUAGCUGAUAACUCAUCCUGGAAGAUAACAACUCAAUUUGGACCAACGCCAAACGAUAUAAGUUCCUUCAAACCAGAAGACGGUAUGAAUGUGCUGGUGGAACUCCAGAUCAAUGGUCCCGAUGACAACUGAGAUAAAUUCUGAAAUGUUAUAUUUGUAUUGCAAUGUAUUGCAUUACACAACAAAUACUGCAUUGUUGUAUAUCGUUUUUGUAUUGUAUUGUGUGUUAUAUUGUAUUGUUUUGCAUUUACUUUUGUAUUGAAAUUAAUGAUAAUCAGACCAAACUAAGAAAUCAUAUCGACUUAAUCAAAGAAACCCAUGAUUCCUUUGCCUUCACGGCAAACUUUAUCUUACAGUAUUAAAAAAUCUGAAUUGCCACUAUUAACCGGACAUUUUAACAAGAAAAAAUCUUUUAAUUCUAAAAAAUUUACAAAAGGACAAGGCACAGUUGAAUUUGGAAAAAAUACUAUGAAUGUUG